This is a messenger RNA of Scheffersomyces amazonensis, 2850 nucleotides long. RefSeq names its product DNA ligase (ATP) (gene LIG4). The record is from RefSeq and is a predicted model, not a curated record. NCBI's taxonomy places the organism in Eukaryota, Fungi, Ascomycota, Pichiomycetes, Serinales, Debaryomycetaceae. Gene Ontology annotation, molecular function: DNA binding; DNA ligase (ATP) activity; ATP binding. The coding region runs from base 1 to 2850 and encodes 949 amino acids. Gene Ontology annotation, biological process: DNA recombination; double-strand break repair via nonhomologous end joining; DNA biosynthetic process. Gene Ontology annotation, cellular component: DNA ligase IV complex. The transcript has a single exon.
AUGUCUGAAGAUCCACGAUCUUCUGCAUCAUUUUUAGAUAAUGUACCCUCACCUCCCACCAAUGCUCAAGAACCAACCUUUAAAUUCAUAGUUGAUGAGUUAUUUGUCAAAUUAGAUGGAGCUAACAAUCGACAAAAUUUAGGCAAUUUCUCUAAUGUUUCAGAAAAGAAAAUAUUUAUCAUUGAAUCAUUUAUUAAUAGUUUCAAAACUCAUAUAGGACUUGACAUUUUUCCUGCAUCAAAACUAAUAUUCCCAGAUAAAUCAGGUCGAUUAUAUUUCAUAAAGGAUGUCUCCUUAGCCAGAUUAAUUAUUAAGAUGUAUAACAUCCCUAAAGAAUCAGAAGAUUAUCAGGUUCUUUUCCAUUGGAAACAUGCUUUUCAAACGACUAAAAGGUUUACCGCUGAUGUGAAUAACCUUCGUGAUUUACCUCUAAGAGUUUCAAGAAUAAUUUCUAAUAGAAGAGAAGGAACGUUUCAACAACGUAAUGAUCAUGCAUUUACUGUGGCAGAAAUCAAUGCUAAGUUAGAUAUUCUCAAUGAUGAUGCCAAAAAGUCUCAGGAACAGAUAGACGUCUUGAAGCCAGUCCUUGAUAAUUUAUCCAUUCCUGAAGUAAGAUGGUUACUUCAUAUAUUAUUAAAGAAGUCAAUCCUUGUACGAUUCGAAAAUGUUUUCAUGGAUGUUUGGCAUCCCGACGCGUCAAGUUUAUUCCGAGUAUGCAAUAGUUUACAAAAGACUUUCAAUUUGCUUAUAGAUUCUCAAUUCCGAUUAUCACCCCAACAGCUCACUCUUCAACCUAUGUAUAAAUUUCGGCCUCAACUUUCAUUUAAACUUUUGAAGGAUUACAAGCAUUUAAUCAAUGAUAUGGCUAUUACUAUCCCUAUGGACGAAAAAUUGCAACUGCAAUUUGAGGCUAUGAAUCUCAAAAAGGGAAGUUUCUACAUUGAGGAGAAAAUGGAUGGUGAUAGAAUGGUUCUCCAUAAAAAAGGAAAAUUUUUCAAAUUUUACUCUAGAAGACUUAAGGAUUAUUCAUUUCUUUAUGGAGAAAAUUAUGAGUUUGGGUCAUUGACUAAAUAUUUACAUGAUUGCUUUCCAGCCAAAGUAGAUAGUAUAAUCCUUGAUGGUGAAAUGGUGGCAUGGGAUUUCAAGAGAAAUGUCAUUUUGCCAUUCGGGACCUUAAAAUCAAGUGCUAUUCAAGAAUCUGUGCGUCAAUAUACCACCAUUGAUCAAUAUGAACAGCAAUCAUCAUAUCCUUUCUUCCUUGUAUUUGAUAUUUUACAUAUUAAUGGAGUGAAUCUAACCAAUCAUCCUCUAUUUUUUAGGAAAAAUAUCUUAAAACAAAUUAUUAAUCCUGUGCCUAAUCGAUUGGAAGUCUUACCUUUUCAAAUCGGUAGUACAACAGAUGAUAUUAAGCAAGCGAUAAAAGAAGUUAUCAGUGUUCGGAGUGAAGGUGUUAUGGUUAAACAUGUACAAUCAAAGUAUUUUGCAGGUGAAAGAAACCCUCAUUGGAUUAAGAUUAAGCCUGAAUAUUUAGAGAAAUUCGGAGAGAAUUUAGACUUGACAAUCAUUGGAAAAAUACCUGGAGUAAAGAAUGCAUAUAUGUGUGGAUUAAAGAAUACUGAAGAUCAAGCUUUCUAUUCGUUCUGUACAGUCGGUAAUGGAUUUACUAACGUUGAAUAUGAUAAGAUUGAAAGAAUCACUCAUGGGAAAUGGGUUCCCUAUACUAGUAAACUGUUACCUCCUGAAUCUGUACUUAAAUUUGGAACGAAGAAACCUAUUGAAUGGAUUCACCCUCGAGAUUCUCUUGUGUUAGAAAUCAAAGCAAGAGCUAUUGAUAAUACUUCUGAACUGACUUAUGCUGCAGGUUCUACUCUUCAUAACUUAUUCUGUCGUAGUAUAAGAGAAGAUAAGACAAUUCAUGAUUGUUCUACACUUGAAGAAUAUCAAAAGAUUAAAGCCCAUUACACAAAGGAUACUGAAAAAUCUCAGUAUGCUAAUAGGAAAAAAAGACUUCAGAAAGACUCAUUUGAGUUCAAUAAACCCAAACAAGUGAAAGUCGAAUCAAAUCUCUUUUCUCAUUUUAAUUUCAUUAUUGCUAGUGAUAAAGUGAGUUCAAAUGGGGAUAGAAUAACACGAGAUGAACUAAUUACUGUUGUUAAGAAAUAUGGAGGUACAAUUGUUCAGGGAGUAGAUAAAUUAGCAACUAAAGAUCUUAUCAUUAUUACAGAAAAGGACUUGCCUAGUUGUAAAUCAUAUUUCGAAAAAGGAUUGGACUUGAUUCGUCCCAAUUGGAUUUUUGAAUGUAUAAACCGGGGAAUGAUUGUUCCACUUGAGCCCAUGUUUGUCUUUCAAACAUCCAACAGUGCCAUAUACAGUGAUAAGCAGGAUCAAUAUGGGGAUAGUUUUGUCAUUCAUACAAAAUCUAUUAGUGAUUUGGAUUCCAAAUUAUUUAAAAAACUCAAUGAUGAUGAGAUGUUAGUAUAUAGAUAUGAUCUCAAGCAGGACUUGAGUGAAUUGGGAUUGGAAUCACCCAAAUGGUAUUUAUUUGAAGGGAUUAAUUACUAUUUUGUAAACAGUGACUACGAUGCAAUGUUAAAGGACAGAAUUGAGAGAUAUGGUGGAACUGUUGUUGAUGAUUUCUUGAACUGCUCAUUCAUAGUUACCACAUCAACCAAUGAAAGAGCUGAGACUUUGACUAAAGUCAAUGCCAUAACUAAACAAAUAAGUGAAAAUGUUGAGUUUCAGGAUGAUAAGUUGAUAACAAGAAUCCCCAGUGUAGUUACAGAACAAUUUAUUACGGAGUGCAUAAAGCAUAACACACUAGUAGAUGCUGAUGACUAUAAAUUUGUUUAA